AUGGGAAACCCGCAAGAUGAGGUUUCCAAGGCAGACAAUGUAUAUGACUAUAUUGUAUUCCGCGCCGCUGACGUGGUUGAUCUCCGCAUUGAUGAUCCGUCUCCUAAGAAUGACGUGGUAACACCUCAGCAGAACCAUACUAACUUUCAGACACCUUCGCAACCAGCCGUUUCUCCCUAUGAUCCUUCGAAUGACCCAAAUUUAUUGGGCUCUUAUCCAUCAAUGUAUUCGCAAAUGCCACCACAAAUGUAUGCUAUGCCGACUGAGGCUUACCCUUACGGUGGGUUUGUACCUCCUCCGUACAUGGGACAUACUAUGUAUGCCUACCAUGGGCCCAACUUUGGGGCACCACCGCCUCAUAUGCAAGGUAUGCAACCACCACCUUUCUUCCCGACGGCGCCGGACAGUGCAUCAUAUGCGCCGAAGCAGUCGGGUGCAACAACUACGGCCUCUCGUCGCUCUCAGUCGCCAAAGAAUGUGAGUGAUGUGCAAAAUAACUUGGCUUUCAUGCAGGACAACGAGGCCAAGCCUGUCGAUACGCAGCCGGCAAUGAGAGAUGCUCCAUCGGCAACAACGUCUGCCUCAGUGCCCUUCUCUGCGCCUAAGCCAGAGGAUGUGCCUUCCGCGAGCGAGGGCCCAGAUUCCUUGGUUACAGAAACACAAGCUAAGAAGCCAGAGAUUUCAGAGCCGUCCGCAGUGUCUGCGAGCAAAGACGUCAAACCGAACGCGGCUGCAGAGACAGGUGAAUUUGACUUUGAAAAAGCCAAUGCGCGCUUCAGCAAAAAACCUACGACACUACAAGGCCCCGAUCAGACAUCUGGCAAACUGAGUGCUAUUCCCCCUGCUGAAGCGCAGACCUUUUACGACAAAAAGUCAGGCUUCUUUGACAAUAUUAGUAGCGAAGUCAAGGACCGACUUGAAGGCGGCCGGAACCGCCAUGCAAUUGCGGAAGAGAAGGAACGCAACAUGCUUACCUUUGGCGAUGAAGCGGCGAACUUUAAUGGUCCUCCUCGUCGUAGCCGCGGCCGU
Molecule: messenger RNA, 1029 nt
Organism: Malassezia sympodialis ATCC 42132
Lineage: Eukaryota; Fungi; Basidiomycota; Malasseziomycetes; Malasseziales; Malasseziaceae
Source: the annotation of a RefSeq genome assembly